Molecule: messenger RNA, 3673 nt
Organism: Cornus florida
Lineage: Eukaryota; Viridiplantae; Streptophyta; Magnoliopsida; Cornales; Cornaceae
Product: LRR receptor-like serine/threonine-protein kinase RGI5
Exons: 2
Coding region: 167-3418 (1083 amino acids)
Biological process (GO): hormone-mediated signaling pathway; protein phosphorylation
Cellular component (GO): plasma membrane
Molecular function (GO): protein kinase activity; ATP binding; protein binding
Source: RefSeq, a predicted model, not a curated record
ACCACCACAAAAUCCUCUCUCACAUGCAAUUUGUCUCCCUAGACUAGUACACUUCCCACCACCACCACCACCACCACUACCACCACCAUCAUUCCCAUUUCGCCAGCCACCAACCCAUUAAAACCCAUUUCUUAAUUUUCACUAUCAAUCAAUUUUCGGGGCUCAAAUGGGGAAAAAACCAAACACCCCCUUUGUGACCUUGCUUUUCUCAUUGUUCUUGUGGCUAAUCCUAAACAUGGCACCACCAGUGACCUCUCUCUCUCCUGACGGAAAAGCCCUUCUCUCUCUCCUCUCAGCGGCUGAGCCCAAUUCAAAAUCACUAUCCUCUGUGCUCUCCUCUUGGAACCCUUCAAGCUCAACACCCUGUUCAUGGCAGGGGAUUACAUGCUCACCACAAGACAGAGUCAUCUCUCUCUCUCUCCCAAACAUUUUUCUGAACCUCUCUUCAUUGCCCUCAGAACUCUCUUCUCUCUCCUCUCUCCAACUCCUCAAUCUCUCCUCCACCAACAUCUCUGGCUCAAUCCCUCCUUCCUUCGGUUCCCUCACCGGUCUUCGCCUUCUAGACCUCUCUUCCAAUUCCCUCUCAGGCCCCAUUCCUCCUGAAUUGGGCCACCUCACUUCACUCCAAUUCCUGUUCUUGAAUUCGAAUCGAUUUUCGGGUCAAAUCCCUCAACAACUCGCUAAUCUUUCUUCGUUACAAGCCCUCUGCCUCCAAGACAAUGUGCUUAACGGCUCAAUUCCGUCGCAAUUAGGCUCAUUGGUGUCCCUCCAGCAGUUCAGAAUCGGAGGCAAUCCGUACCUGACGGGGGAAAUUUCACACCAGUUAGGACUGCUCUCCAAUCUCACUAUCUUUGGGGCGGCUGACACUGGGCUUUCCGGUGUCAUACCGGCUACAUUUGGGAACUUGAUCAAUCUCCAGACAUUGGCAGUGUAUGACACUGACAUAUCUGGUUCAAUACCACCCGAACUCGGGUUGUGUUCAGAGCUUAGGAAUUUGUAUUUGCACAUGAACAAGCUCACCGGUUCAGUCCCUCCUCAAUUGGGUAGUUUGCAAAAGCUUACUAGCUUGCUUAUUUGGGGCAAUUCGGUCACCGGACCAAUCCCCGCCGAGCUUUCCAAUUGCUCAUCAUUGGUUGUCCUUGACGCGUCUGCCAAUGAUUUAACUGGUGAAAUACCAGGCGAUAUGGGGAAGCUAGUGCUUCUGGAGGAGCUUCAUUUGUCUGACAACGUGCUCACGGGGCUAAUUCCGUGGCAGUUGAGUAACUGCACUAGUCUUACAACUCUUCAGCUUGAUAAGAACCAGUUAUCAGGUUCAAUUCCAUUGGAAGUGGGUGAUUUGAAGUCCUUGCAAAGUUUCUUCUUGUGGGGUAAUUCGGUGUCUGGAACUAUUCCAUCAUCCUUCGGGAACUGCACUCAACUUUAUGCUCUAGACCUUUCGAAAAACAAGCUUACCGGGGCUAUCCCAGAAGAGAUUUUCGGUCUAAAGAAGUUGAGUAAGCUGCUUUUACUUGGGAAUUCUUUGUCAGGAGGAUUGCCUCGAAGUGUCUCAAAUUGCCAGUCUUUGGUGAGGUUGAGGCUUGGUGAAAACCAGCUUUCAGGUCAGAUUCCUAAGGAGAUUGGCCUAUUGCAAAAUCUUGUGUUUCUUGAUUUAUACAUGAACCAUUUCUCGGGUUAUUUGCCUCCUGAGAUUGCUAACAUCACAGUUCUCGAGCUAUUAGACGUGCACAAUAACCACAUUACUGGUGUGAUACCGGCUCAGCUAGCAGAGCUUGUGAAUUUAGAGCAGCUUGAUCUCAGCAGGAACAGCUUCACCGGUGAAAUUCCUUGGAGUUUUAGUAAUUUCAGUUACUUGAACAAACUCAUCCUCAACAAUAAUCUACUUACCGGAUCAAUCCCAAGAUCUAUCCGGAAUUUGCAGAAGCUAACUCUACUUGAUUUGAGCUUCAAUAGCCUCUCUGGUGCAAUCCCACCCGAAAUUGGUUAUUUGACAAGUUUGACAAUUAGUUUGGACUUGAGCUCGAAUGGGUUUUCAGGAGAAAUCCCGGAGACUAUGUCUGGUUUAACACAGUUGCAAUCGCUUGAUCUCUCACACAACAUGUUUUAUGGAAGAAUUACAAUUCUUGGUUUUCUCACUAGUCUCACCUCCUUGAAUAUCUCAUACAAUAACUUCUCAGGUCCUAUUCCCGUGACACCCUUCUUCAGAACACUCUCAUCGAAAGCAUUCCUUGAGAAUCCAAACCUUUGUGAAUCCGUCGAUGGCACUGGCUGUUCUUCACGACUAUCUCGAAGGAAUGGAUUGAAAUCUGCCAAAACUAUAGCUGCAAUCUCUGUGAUUCUAGCUUCUGUGACAGUGGCAGUUGUUGCUUCGUGGAUCCUUGUAUGGCGGAAUCAUAAGUACGUGGUGGAGAAAUCCUCAGGCACCGCGGCCUCUUCUUCAAGGGUGGAGGAUUUUUCUUAUCCAUGGACUUUCAUUCCAUUUCAAAAGCUCAAUUUCAGUAUCGAUAACAUCUUGGAUUGCCUAAAAGAUGAAAAUGUGAUUGGAAAAGGCUGUUCCGGGGUUGUAUAUAAGGCGGAAAUGCCCAAUGGUGAGUUGAUUGCAGUGAAGAAGUUGUGGAAAACGAAGAAAGACGAAGAUCCAGUAGUGGACUCUUUUGCUGCGGAAAUUCAAAUCCUUGGACACAUUAGGCACAGGAACAUUGUGAAGCUCUUGGGUUACUGUUCCAACAAGAGUAUUAAGCUGCUUCUCUACAACUACAUUUCCAAUGGGAACCUCCAACAGCUCUUGCAAAGUAACCGGAACUUGGAUUGGGAAACCAGGUACAAGAUUGCUGUAGGGUCAGCUCAGGGUCUUGCUUAUCUUCAUCAUGAUUGUGUGCCGACGAUUCUUCACAGAGAUGUGAAGUGCAAUAACAUACUCCUAGAUUCCAAGUUUGAGGUUUAUUUGGCAGAUUUCGGACUGGCAAAGUUGAUGAACUCUCCAAAUUACCACCAUGCCGUGUCCAGAGUAGCCGGUUCUUAUGGCUAUAUUGCACCAGAGUAUGGAUACACCGUAAACAUUACAGAAAAGAGUGAUGUUUACAGCUAUGGAGUGGUUUUGCUGGAGAUCCUGAGUGGGCGUAGCGCGGUUGAGCCUCAGAAUGGUGAUGGUCUCCACAUAGUUGAGUGGGUGAAAAAGAAGAUGGGAAGUUUUGAACCACCCGUAACAAUACUUGAUUCGAAGCUCAGAGGCUUACCGGAUCAGAUGGUGCAAGAGAUGCUUCAAACACUUGGGAUCGCGAUGUUCUGCGUGAAUUCAUCACCGGCUGAACGUCCCACCAUGAAUGAAGUGGUGGCACUGCUGACGGAAGUGAAGAGUCCACAUGAAGAAUGGGGGAAAACUUCUCAGCCUCUAAUAAAACAGUCCUCAAACCAAAGCUGAAACAUUCUUUUUCUUCUGUUUUACUUUUGAUUUCUUUUGUUUCCCAAGAUGGAGAAUGUUGUUAUUGUGGGAAAUGAGAGGAGGAAAGCUUUGGGUGGUGCUAUUCUUGGCUUUGGAUAAUGAUCUUGGGGGUUUGUUGUACAGUUUUAGAAACAUCAAGUGGUUCAUUUGCUUCAAACUAAGUUACUGUUUUAUGUCUCAUUGUUUCUUGUUUAGCAGAGUUUUAGAGAAAAAACUGAAGUUUUCUUUGGAUAA